GAAAUCCAAAACAGAAACAGAAAUACCUGGAAAAACGCAGCAGUAUUCUAGCCAGAUGAGCAGGGUGGAUGGAAUUUCAGAUCAUCCCAGUGUCCCAAUAGGUGGACAACAGCCCAUCCUCGAGUACAGAAGAACUCCUCAGCAGGCAUCUCUUGGAGACAAUGCCAUGUUACAAGACAACACCAGCGAAGUUGGCAUCUUGCAGGACAGCUCUGUCAGUCAUGAGAUGGUGGGCUCUCACCGCCUCCUGCAGAGCGGAACAAUCAGCCAUCAGGGAAUGAUAACUGACAGCGACCCGAUGACUCAGAACACCAUGAGAAGCGCAGAUGGACCGGACAGUCAUGCUGUUGUUACUGUAACACAGAAUUUGCCGUGUGCACCCCAAGUAUUGGGGAAAAGCAGGGUGCUUGAAGGAGUUGAACAGCUUGAUGGAAAGAAACAGACAGAGGAAGAUGACCUAGAAAAGUUGAGAGAAAAUGAAAACCUUCUGAAGCUUGGAGAGAAUGAAGAAUUAUUGAAGCUCAGACAACAUGAAGAAUUGAUGAAACUUAGAGAACAUGAAGAAUUGAUGAAGAAACAAAAGAGUAAAAAAAUCCGUACUCCUUCUAAAAUUCUGGUAGUCGGUGAAGAUGGGUCCUUCCUGGUUAAAUCUCCCAAGACUCACAUCUGCGAGCAAUGCAGCGCAGCCUUCCGGACUAACUACCACCUGCAGAGGCACAUCCUCAUCCACACAGGUGAGAAGCCAUUCCACUGUGAUGAAUGUGACAUGAGGUUUAUUCAGAAGUACCACAUGGAACGACACAAACGGACACACAGUGGGGAGAAACCAUACCAGUGUGAAUACUGCCUACAGUAUUUUUCUAGAACUGAUCGUUUGCUUAAACACAGAAGAAUGUGCCAUGAAAAUCAAGGGAAAACUCCUGGCAAAAACCCAGCUAUGAAAACUGAGCCAAUUAUACUCGCAAUCAAUGCAGAAAACAGAUUCCUGUCACCCCCAAAAGACAUCAUCAAUCCAAGGAAAAAGGUCAAAACUGCAGAGAAGCCAGCACUGGUGACUUCUGAUAAAGAGGAGACUGGUAACCCAGCAGAGGUUAAAAUGGAUAAGGGUGAUUGUGUAGAAUAUUAUACCAGCAACUUGAAGGUGAAGGAUGAGUAUAAAGUGGAGCAAUGCUCACUUGUGAUUGCACAGUCUUCACACAGUAAUGAUCACCUAGGGGAAGCAUAUCAGAAUCAGAUGAACUUGCAUCCAACAAAGCUUGUUCUGAAGAAGGUAGUAAGCUCAAAGAAAAGUCAAAAGACAGCAGAAGAGUUGAAUCAGACCUUACCUGUUUCUGCCAACUUUGAUGCCACGAAAGUCAACAAAUAUACCUACGCUAUGAUAGACAACCCUGACCUUCUGGCCAUGGAGGGUCAUAGUGCUGAUCAGGGUCAAGAUGCUUCACGCAAACCAGGUGGCAGCAACAGCAACUAUGAUGAUGCAAUGCAGUUUGUAAAGAAGAAGCGAUUCUUGCAAGGGACUAGCAGCACCAGCAGAGAGUAUGCCUUAACUGUGGGCCAGAUCCCAAUCCAACCAGCUGUAACACAGGCAGCCAACACUAAUGUUGGGGAAAACAGUGGUAGCACAUCUAUGCUGGUGCAGCCCAAUAACACUGAGCCGAAAAGCAGUCAGGACAAAAGCGGAAUUCCUGAUGAAGUUUUGCAGACUCUGUUGGACCACUACACCAACAAGGCAAACGGGCAGGUUCCGUUUUCUGUCAGUGAUACCCAAGUCACUUCAAAUAUAACUGUGAGCUCUACAGAUAUCACUAACGUGCCUCCAUCAGAGCGAGUCAAUGAGAGUUCCCAGCCAGCAGCCACAGACAACAUUAACAUGCUCCAUGAAUAUUCAAAGUUCCUCCAACAAGCUUUGGAAAGGACUUGCCACAAUGAUAGCUACUCGACUGAGCAAGGGCUUGCAUACGAGACUGAAACUCACCCCCUAACUGGAAGCCUUCCGGUGCAGCCUCUGUUUUCUACUCUAGAGCGACAGGUUUUUGCCACCAUGGUUACACAGCACGGCUUCAGACCUGAAGUGGGCUCCCCAUUGAGGUUACCAUCGCAAAAGUCUCAGUACAGUUUAUUAGCUGGUGAAUCUCAGCAUCCUUUUGCUUUCAUACCAACUGUAACUAGCAGCAACAGCAUCUCUACGCCGCCAGAUUUCAUAGAGCAGGCUAAUACACAGAAGAAGCAAGAGGAACCCCCAGGUCAUCGCAAUCACCAAAUGGACACAUUUGGUCAAGACUCUAGAUUCUCAGCUACUGGAGGAGAAAUGACCCCGUCAUUCAACAACAGUACCAGUGGACAGGUGAACCUAAGGAUCCGACAAGGCAGCUCAGACUUCUCUGAGUUUUCUUUGGUAAACGUGCCAGAGGGCAGGGAUCAAAUGAGUGCCUCACCAGAUGCCGCAGGGGGCCAAGCCUUUAGAUCAGUAAAGGUAUUUUAUUGUGGCGCGCUUGAGCAGACCUAAAUGUGGAUCUUUGAACACUAAUGCUUUAUUCAAAACCACAAGUAGGAGCAAGGGGAAAGCUGACUGACUACUUCGUGGCUGCUGAUACCUGAUCACAGAACAGCAUUGUUGGUGCUCAUGAAGAGAAGUCUGUGGGCCUGAUCAUCUUGGCUGAAGAGAAGUAUGUGACUUUUUUUGGAAGAGGGAAGAGUGUACACCCUGCAAGAUGAGAAAUGCUUUACGUUUUUUCAAGUGUUUGCAUGUUUCAAAUUGCUUAGUCACCACUUGGAGUGAGUGAAGCCCAACAACUGUACAGUAACAAGCUGCAGUCACCACCAGAGCACCUCAUUCACCUACGUUUUUGUGAUUUACUGAUUUGGUAAAGAGGUAACAUCUUUUUGAAUGUGCACUGGGCAAAAAAUCUUCCAGUUGCACAAUGGUGCAUAUUACUGGUGCUCAAUGGCUUUUAGCUACAAGGUGCAAGUUACUGUAUGGAUUGUCUUCUGAAGUUAUCACACUUGCCACAAUCUCUUCAAACCUUUGGCCCUCCCUAUUACAUUGAACAACUUAUUUUUUUCUCUGGGGUGGG
Messenger RNA from Carcharodon carcharias (great white shark), 3074 nucleotides. RefSeq names its product zinc finger protein 148-like. NCBI's taxonomy places the organism in Eukaryota, Metazoa, Chordata, Chondrichthyes, Lamniformes, Lamnidae. Gene Ontology annotation, molecular function: DNA-binding transcription factor activity; RNA polymerase II cis-regulatory region sequence-specific DNA binding. The coding region runs from base 56 to 2506 and encodes 816 amino acids. Gene Ontology annotation, biological process: regulation of transcription by RNA polymerase II. The transcript is spliced from 7 exons. The record is from RefSeq and is a predicted model, not a curated record.